This is a messenger RNA of Dreissena polymorpha, 8774 nucleotides long. Its product is annotated as protein kintoun-like. Bases 27 to 3056 code for a protein of 1009 amino acids. Gene Ontology annotation, cellular component: cytoplasm. Lineage: Eukaryota; Metazoa; Mollusca; Bivalvia; Myida; Dreissenidae. The record is from RefSeq and is a predicted model, not a curated record. Gene Ontology annotation, biological process: axonemal dynein complex assembly. The transcript is spliced from 5 exons.
AGCAACAAGCACAAACAAAAAUAAGCAUGGCGUCGAAAAAGACAUUCGAAGAUUUGGAUCUUUCUCAGGAAGAAUUAAAGCGCAUAGAAAACGCUUUAAAAGAUGAGAAAUUUCGAAAGAUGUUCGUUGAGUAUGCAGAAGAAAUUUCAGACCCGGCGAACAGAAAACGAUACGAGGAAGAGAUCGCGAUGAUGGAACAAGAUCGGGGCAUGGAUGUGCAAUUUGUAAAUCCGAAACCAGGUCAUGUUCUCAAAACCAUUAUCGAUGGUCAGAAAGCCUUUAUCAACAUUUGUACAAGUGACAAAAUGGGACAACCGACUUCGAAGAAAAGUGUCAGCGAGACCGGCGUAAAAGGCCUCAUGUGGCAACUUCCCCAUUCCUUUUCCCCACCCAGAGAGGAUUAUGACAAGGCUAAGAAAAUUUGCAUGGUUUACGAUGUUGUUUUUCAUCCUGAUACUUAUACCAUGGCCCGUAAUCCAAAGUUCUUGAAGCUUGUUGAAGAUACUGCUAUAGAGGGCAUUGAAAAACAGCUUGGGGUUAAAGUUGAUAAGAACAACAUCCGCCGACCAAAGAAUUUAAAGUAUAAAGGCAGCCCAGUUGCUACUGUUAUUAGAACACGUAAAGAUCAACAGAAAAAAGAAAGCAAAAAAGAUGAGAAUGAUAUUCUGUCAAAUAUGCCAUAUCCCUACGGCAGUGAAACCACUGCGGAACUAACAGAAAAAAGAGCAAAAGAAAUGGAAAAGAAGGCAAAAGAUGAGGCAAACAAAGCAAGUAAAACCAAAACAACAGUUGCGAAGAAAGCUGAAGAAGGAUUCACAAUGCCAAAGUACAGCAUUAUUCAUCGUUCUGAUAUGGACAUUCAGGAAUUUAGAAAUGCCCCUGAUUCCCGUCCGUCUACAAGACCAAAGGUGCUGGUGGUGACCAUUGAUUUGCCUCUCUGCAACUCUGCUACUGGUGUUGACUUGGACAUUUUUGAAGACAAACUUUCACUGAAAAGUGAAAAGCCUCCUUAUAAACUGGACCUGAAGCUUCCUUAUGCAGUUGAUGAUGAGAAUGGGUCAGCCAAAUUCGAUAAAAGCAAGAAAUGCCUGAUUGUCACAUUGCCUGUUGUACCGGGCAUAACUCCUGAUUUACCAAAGUAUGGUGAAAAAGGACAAGAAACUCAGCAGGAUGUUCCUCCACUUAUUGAAGAGCUGCCACCAUUGGAAGCUGCUACGGAUCUUCCGCCCCUUGAAGACAUUGAUGAACCAUCUGGCUCAGCAGAUGAAAAGUCUGAAAAGGAUGAUCAUCCAGAAUGUACAGAGAAGAAAGUGAAACCUCAAAUCUCCUAUUCUUUGCCCGAAUAUGAUUUCAAUCAAGACUCAGAAACUGUUACAUUUAUUUGCCAUGUUCGAAACGUUAAAGAUGACUCAGUCAGUAGGUCAUUUCCAUCACCAUCAUCUGCUGAAGUCAAGUUUUUAUCGAUUGGGUCUGGGGGGUUUCCCAUGCACUAUUGUCUCUUUGUUGCAUUUGAUGCAGACUGCAGGAUUGUUCCAGAGCAUACGACCAUUGAUGCCUCAGAGAAGAAUCUGACAAUUACAUUUUUGAAGGAGAAGGACUGUCGAGUUCAAUGGAACAAGGUCUAUAUUGGUGCAGACAGUAAAGCAAAUGAGGAGAAGCUGUUUUUGACCACUGAGAAUCUUCAAGAAGAGCUUGACCAGUUGCAGGCCGAGGGUGAAGCCAUGGGACGAACGGAAGAACAUACCCCUGAAGCAUCCGAGUCAGAGGUCAAGGUUGCAGAGGUCAAGGUCACAGAAAUGAACCCUAAGAAACUUCGACUGAAAAUCACUAACCCAAAGGCAACAUUUACAACGCUAGAGGACGGUCUCCCAGAGUGCGACGAUGAUGACCUACCGCUGUCAGCAAACAUUGAGGUGGUUCACACCAGUGAGGUACCUAACCUGCAAGGCAUCCUGAAGUCAAGGUCAAGCUCAGAGUGCUCCACGGAAGAUCAGUCAUCCAGUGGUGACAGUCCAACAAGCCCACGUGACAGCGACGGUAACCGGCGGUCCGUGACCUUCAGCAACCACGUGGAGAAGGCCACGUUCAAGACAAAUGCCACUGUUAGCAGCCUGACAAAGGCCCUUAAGAGCAAGCGCCGUAACCAGCGGCGCCGUGAGGGUCGCAAGGACGGGAGACAGCGGCACAACAGCAACGGCAGCGAAGGCAGCAGCUGUGAUGACAUGGAGACUCAGAGGCGCAGCAGUGAGAGCCAUAGUGAGGAGGACCUGGAGUGUGAACCAGACAACGAUCAGAGGGAGCAGGCUGCUGGUCAAACAGUUGAGGAAAGUGGCAAGGUUACUGAAGAAAUCCUUGAAGACAAAACAAAAGCUCAUGAAAAGCAAAAUGGAAAAACCCCUGGUUAUCAGAUACAUUCUAAGAAAGGCAAAUCUAAAAAGAAGGCCAAAAAGAUUGCUGAGGAAGUGAAAAGCAAGAUGGCAGCAGUCAGAGCUAAUAGCUCUUCUGGCAAUGAUAGUGAUGAUGAUGAAGACCAUGCUUUGGAAAGAACUAAUAGUGUUGAGAGUGAAGAAGCUUUUGUGACUAGAGAUGAAAACCAGCAGAAAUUGGUCGAUGUGACUAGAGAGAGUGCUGCUAUGGAAAUAGUGGAAAAGGUUGAAAUGGCCGCAAGGAAAAGUGAUCUCAAAGCUGAUAAAUAUGGCAGUAUCAAUGACUCAGGUGGUAAAAUAAGUGAUACAUCAGGUGCAAUCAAUGAUGAAAUAAAUGGCAGCUCUAAGAAAGGUGUGAGAUUUAGUGAAAACGUGGACCGUGAGAAAGGUGAUGGAGGUAAUGGCGAGACUGGAACAAAGGGAGGUAACGGGAGCAUGUCUAGCAAGAAAGACAAUCAGGGUGAGAGAAAGGGGGAACAGAGUGGAAAGGGGGAUGAUGUGAGAAAAGGGGAGGUGGAAACAGAAUUGAGUUGGAAAGAAGUGGACAGGGCUAGUCCAUUUAAUGCACACAAAACUCAGUGUGCAUUCAACUUUUCCAACGAUGUGAUGUUUGAUUUAGAUAUUGACUAGACAAGGGCAUGUAAUGGCAUUAGCCACUGGGUUUACAUUUAUGUGUGAGUUAUUGAUAGACAGUUAAUGUGGACAGUUUUCAAAACAGGUGGCUUGUGGCUAAUGCUAUUACUGAGAUGUUCACAUCUUGAAAUGUACACAAAUGACACGAGAUAUUUACAAAUAGUAAAAAAAAUCAUAAAAUGUAUGAAAAAAACAAAAACAAUAAUCGCUUUAGAUUCUGUUUGUUAUAAUCAUACGUGUACCAUGCAUGUGUCACUAUGUGGUUUCUGUAACUCUUCCUUUGUUGCGUGGUCUGUCCUUGAUUUCAAAUAGGUAUUGUGUUGAUUGGUUGUCCAUUGCAAGAUUGAACUGCUUGUUGUCUAGACUGUAUCUAAACCUCCCUUUGAGUGUGAGUGGCUUGGGUGAGUUUCCUGCAUUUAUAUAUUGAGAAUUGGGUCACAGUUAUGUGUGUACAUGGAUCAUAGAUUUGGUACUUUUUUGUUAACUUUAUAUUUGGUAUGUUUUUAAGGGCUAAGGAAGAAAGAAGUUUUAAGUUCCAAUCAUUUAGAAGUAAGCAUGUUUGUGAAGAUUUCGAAAAAAAGCUUGGGGUAAAAAUGUAUCUGUCACAGUCACUUAACCUUAUACAUAAUUAUUGCUUUUUGUCAAUCAUUAAACCACAAGUAUUUUUUUUUACUUUAUUAGUUGUGUUCAUGCCAUCUCAAUAAUUUUGUAUGUUUUUAAUUUUUACAACUACAUGUGUAAGAUUAUCACAUUUAAUCAAUAUUUCUGGGUAUAACUGUACAUAAUAAGCAGGUUUUUUUUCCACUUUUUGGGAAGAUAGCCCAUGGCUUUGGAAUUGGGAAUUUUAUCGGCAUUUUCAUGAAAUUGGGAAAAUAAAUUCAUUAGCCCUUUUUUCCACAUGAAAAGUCCACUGAUUAGGGAAAUACUAAUUUUGAUUUAACUCUUUAUAAUCAUUCAAAUUAAAAGAAAAAAAACAUAUAAUACUGUGUUAGAUGUAAUUGAAUUAAAAUUGAGAUAAAAUACACAUAAGACUUCUUUCAAAAAAAAAAAAAAAAAAAAAUUUUUUUUUUUUUUUUUUUUUGCAAUUGGGAAUUUUUUGUUACAUUUUGGGGAAAAAAGUAUACUUUUUGGGAUUGGGAACAUAGCCGAAUUUCGGCUAUAAAAUCGGGCAAAAAAAAAACCCUGAUUAGUAUAUGACUGAAAUUACAAAUGUACGUACAUUUUCUUGAAGAAUUCAAAUGGUCAAACAUAUUUGUAAAUUUAAAUAUAGGGCCAUAUGCUGCAAACGCAGUACCUUACAUACACUUAAAACUUGACAAUAUUUAUAAUAACAAUCUGUCAUUUAAUAUCUCCAUAAGUGAACAUCCUUGUAUUAUCUUUCCUGUUGUGAUUAUGCCACAUCCAUCAUGUGCGUUUUUAAUGCUCAUGCUUAUAUGCUUGUCAUGAAAUGACGUUUUUGUAUUUUGUAUAUUUGCAGAUUCAGUGUCAUCUUUUAUAAAUUGCAUAUUGAUUUUUGGUUAAAAUCAAUUGUUCAAAUAACUAUGAACUUUGUUACAGGUUUUGUUCAUAUUUUGUUAAAUUUGUUUUUAAAAAAAAAAGAAGAAGAAAAUAUGUCUGUGAUUGAGAUCAUCAACAUGUGAUAAAAGUAGUGUUGUCUUGAAUAUAAAGCAAUUUCAUAAGUGCUUUACAGUGAUAUUUGAGUAAUAUGGAAAUAGCUGGCAAUUAAGUCAUUGGUUAUCACUUUGUGGAUCAUUCAUUCAUUGAGAAUGGCUGGCUUCCAAGUAGUUGGACAUGUUUUGUGAGACAUUUGUAAUGCUAACUUGCAAGUAAUUGUCGGUUGUUGACUUUUGACUCGAUUCUAAUUGUAAGGUAAAUUUUCUUAAUUUCUAACUUUUAUUGAUUAUUUUUUAGAGUAUGUCCAUAUGAGAAUGACCAAUUUGCCUCUCAUGGUUAUUACUAAUUUUUAUGUCAUUGAUAAUGUCUAGCUUGUAAGUCAUUUUUAAUCGCUUACUUGUAUGUCAUUGGUUAUUACUAACUUGUAUGUCAUAGGAUGAGUUGUAAGUAAUUGGUAAUCGUUUUGUUAAUGUUUAUUUUUCAGUUGAUCAUUAAGAAUGACAUACUGCAUGAUUAAGAUUUUAUAGGAAGUCACAAUUGUUUUUGUUUUUUUUCAUUGGUGAUUUCUAAAUCUAUAGCUAUAUAUGUUUUUGUAGAUAAUAUUCGAAAUUAAUGGGGAAAACAGUUCAUAUCUAAGGAACUAUAAAAAUGUGUGGAAGAUGCAAAACUUCAUUUUGGUGCAUGAGGACGAUGCCGCUUUGGUUACUUGUUUUUUUUAAAUUGACUAUUGAACAAAAUGUCAGAGAUAUUCUACUCAUUCAUAUGUAGGCAUCUGCAUAUUGCUCUGAUGAAGGCAAUGUGCAACAUCUUCAUGUCAGUAUUUCUAGUCUUGAUAUUCACUUGAAACAUUACAAAACAUUUUUGAUUCUUUGUAUGAGGGCACUGACUAAGUUUUAAGAAGCUUACCCGAGUGUAGCAGAAUUAUACCCCUUUUUAUACGCCCGUUUUUAAAAACGGGACAUAUUAUAGUUUCACCCUUGGCGGGCGGCGUCCACAGCAGUGUCUGCUCUCUAAUUCAAAUUGUUUUCAUUUGAUCUUCACCAAAUUUGGUCAGAAGUUGUGUCUAGAUGAUAUGUAGGUCAAGUUCAAAUAUGGGUCAUACCGGGUCAAAAACUAGGUCGCGAGGUCACUUAGUGCAUUUCAAGCAUUUGGCAUGGUGUCCGCUCUCGUUGAAGUAGUUUUCAUCUGAUCUUCACCUAAUUUGGUCAGAAGUUGUGUCUUGAUGAUAUGUAGGUCAAGUUCGAUUAUGGGAUAUGCCGGGUCAAAAACGAGGUCACAUAGUGCAUUUCAAGCAUUGAGCAUGGUGUCCGCUCUCUAAUUGAAGUAGUUUUCAUCUGAUCUUCACCAAAUUUAGUCAGCUGUUACAUCUAAAUGAUAUCUAGGUCAAGUUCAAAUAUGGGUCAUGCCGGGUCAAUAACUAGGUCUCAAGGUUACUUAGUGCAUUUCAAGCAUUGAGCAUGGUGUCUAGAACCUUCGAACGGGCGUAUCUUGUGACAGUUUGGCACUUGUUGUAUUUAUGAAUUUUAUGUUAAUGCUUGUGUUUAAUACUUUAUGGCUUGGAGGUUAUCAUAUUUGCUCACUGACAAAGGGGCUACAAUUCUUAUCUGCAUUGAAGCAGAGUAAUGCCCCUUUUGUACUGUUAAAGUUUGUGCCAUUUGCAUAUAUUGACCAACGUUUAUGAAAUUUCUGAUGCAGUUAGAAUUGGUGUUCUUUACCGUAAUUUCGGUGUAAACAUAGUGUACAUGCAGACAUUGCUGGGUAUUGAUUUGGACCUGUGGGUUAAAGGUCAUUGUAACUAAAAAUUAAAAAACAUAUUUGACUAUGCUUUGAGUUGUUAUGCUAAAAUAUGGUUUGUUAUUAGCAUACAUGCAGACUUAUCUUUGGGUUUGUAUAUCUGGUCAGUGGAGUUCUGAUGAAGGUCACUUAUACUACAAAUAAAAACCAGUUUCAACUCAUAAACUAGAGUUUGAUAAAGGUUUUGCUUUGAAAUUUGUGUGAAGGUAGCUUAUGUGCAGACCAUCCUUGGCACAGUAAUUCAGAUAAAAUUGGUAAUGCGAUGGAAAUUUCUUUAAGCGGCAUCACCACAUUUCUUGUUGCAAUCUAAACUGUCAUCUUUAAUAAAGGUUUGAACGUACUAUAAAACUGUUGCAAAAAUUCACUAUAAAAAAUGUACUUUUUACUUUCAAAUCCCAAGAGUAGUUGAUCUUGCCGUUUUGAAACAGCCCUUGUUACUCUUACCGUGAGGUAAGGUGGGGUUACUGUCCCUUUUUAUGUCACCCCACCACUAUAGUGGGGAACAUAUUGUUUUUGUCCUGUCUGUUGGUUUGUUUGUUGGUUUGUUUGUUUGCCCCAACUUUAACAUUUGCCAUAACUUUUGCAAUAUUGAAGCUAGCAAUUUAAUAUUUGGCAUGCAUGUGUAUCUCAUGGAGCUGCAAAUUUUGAGUGGUGAAGGUCAAGGUCAUCCUUCAAGGUCAAAGGUCAUAUAUAUGGGGACACAGUUUUUCACAAACACAUCGCUUGUUGGUUUAUUGCUUUGGCAGUGUCUUUGGAAUGAGUUUAACAGCUGUGUUUCAAAACAGUCUGUCAUAGGUGUUGACAUGUUUUUUUCAAGACAGUUAAUGAAUGUUGUUUUUUAUGAGUUAAUGUGCUAAUAAUCAGCAACUUAUUAUACCCCGCCAUAGGCGGAGGGAUAUUGUUUUUGCGUUAUCCGUCCGUCUUUCCGUCAGUCCUGAGCCGUAUCUUAGAAGUGCUUUAGCGGAUUUCAUUGAAACUUGGUAUGAGUAUAUAUAUGGAUAAUUGGAUGAUGCACACCAAAUGGCAUUAUAUUCCAUCUGUAAAUAACAGAGUUAUGGCCCUUUGUAUCUUGGAAAAAUGCUUUUUGUGUGUGUCCCAAGCCAUAUCUUGGAAGUGCUUUGGCGGAUUUCAUUGAAACUUGGUAUGAGUGUCCAGAAGCAUAUUGGCAGGGGAUAUCAAUUCAACGAAUUUGCUUGUUAUUUCUUGGCUCCACAUAUGCAAUUUUUAAUUACAAAAUCCAGUUUGUUCAAUUCAAUACAAUUGUGUUUUGUUUUGACCUGGUUUUCUCUUUCUUGUAAAAAAAAGAAAGAGAACAAUUCUUAAUUUGCUAGUAAAUGUUUAUGCAAAGUGGGUUAAUGCCAAGGGUGUAACUUCUUUUAGGUCACGUAGGCCUUGGCCAACACUUUUCUCCCGAAAGUCAUAAACAUACAAAUCUUACAAUUUCAUUGAAAUAAGUUGGGGAGGGAUGUCUGAGGCAUUGCGUUUAAUUAAACUGGUUGAAUUUUCGAAAGUUACACGUGAAAUGUUCCUAAUACAGUACAAAUAUACAUGUAUAAUGCUAUAUCAUAAAAACUGGGGCUGAUAAGAGCAUGCACCUGUUAUUCUAAUAAAAUGUUAUGUAAACAAUACUAUUGUAAUUAAUGUUUAGGAAAAACAAAGGUCAAUGUUUGAUAAUGAACAAAAAAUUUAGAAGAGAAGAAGAACUUUAUCUCAUUUAAAACUGAAGGAAAAGCACUCUACCAUACAGGGCAAGGGAUAUCAUUAAUAGAUAUUAAAUGCUAUCUUCAUUAACAACAACAAAAUAUAUUUUGUAUUUCAUUGUUGUCAUCGCUUAUUUGAUUAAAUGUUUUGAGAUAUGUGAUGUAAGAAACAUUAAAAUAUCUUUGAGUAUAUCCUCAAGGCACCUAAGAUACUACCCCCGAACAAUUGUCAGGCCUGCCAGACCCCCCCCCCCCCUUCUCACACACACUCCUCACAAGUAUCCAGCCUUCACUUUUGUUUUCUAAGCUACUUAAUUUAUUGUAAUUUUUUCACAUAUUGGUAACAUCUACCUGUACUUUUAUGUUAAAGCUGGAUUGAACAGAUGCUGUUUUGUUACUUCUGCUUCACUCUUAUUAUCUUUAUUAGCGAUAAUAUAAAAAAUACAUGAAGUACAAAUAUUCAACUGACAUGUGAAUAAAAUUCUGGUAAAAGUUAUGAUGUUAAUUCAGAUGUAUCUGUUAUAACAUCAUCUUCUGCUUUCUGGCAAUUCGAUUGCAUUUCUACAGUGUUGUUAUGGGACCUGCAACAAUAAACGGUAAAACAGUU